Molecule: messenger RNA, 1305 nt
Organism: Brenthis ino (lesser marbled fritillary)
Lineage: Eukaryota; Metazoa; Arthropoda; Insecta; Lepidoptera; Nymphalidae
Source: the annotation of a GenBank genome assembly
AUGGAGGAACAAAAGGAAAUUCUUGGGGAAUAUGUCAACAACAUCUUAUCUUAUUACAAAAAUGAGGAAUUUCCGAAUAUUUGGUAUCCCUUGUUUUAUUAUGGCCAUACGGAGGCACGUAAUCGGUUUGCGUGGAUAAAAGAAAACGAGAAGAAGUUUUUAAACAAUACAAGAAACGAGAUAUUGUUCAAUCGAUGGUAUUGUUCUGAAUUGGGUGCCAUAACGGCUUUGACCUACUCUCCUAACGGUGACCAUAUUAUUGUUGGCCACGCGUCAGGGAUGAUACAGAUGCGGCAUGGCAGUACGGGUGUAGUCCUUUUUACAUUACGUAACAUCCAGUUCCCGCCAAAACCUGUGUAUGCUCUCAGAUAUAGUCGUGUAGAAGAUAGAGUGUGCUAUGCGGCUUGCACUGAUGGAGCGGUGUACCGAAUAGAAAUACCUAAUGUUAGUGCCUAUGUAUUUAAAUUGCUAUGCCCUUCAGUAGAUGACCCUCCUGAAUACUGCAUUCGUGCAGAUCCCGCUUUAGAAUGCCUGAACACACAAUUUUAUGGGACCCCUGGAAUUUCUUCCUCGUCUACACCUUUCAUUACUCAAAGAUCUCCAGCUCUCUCUUUGGAUAUAACAGCUGAUCAGACGAAAAUUGUUGUUGGUUAUGCUGACACGUCCAUAAAAGUCUACGAUAUGGAAACUCAAGAGAUCUGGGAUAUAAGAUGUAAAGUCGGAUGCGUAAUGACUUUCGAAGGGGUCAAUAUAUGUAGUGAUAGCAUUGAUCUGAAUAGAGAUCACUGCAUUGCCGGAAGCUGGCAACCAACUGAGGCCCUUACAGUGUGGGACCUAGUUGCCAAGAGGCGUUUGCACGUCGUAAGAGUCCAGAACAGGCGUCCUGAUGUAGACGGUGAAUAUAUCUAUGCGUGUCGAUAUUGGAGAUCUAAAAGGUUCAAUCGUAAGGGCAAGUACGCCAUUAUAGGCGGCAGUGGAACCAAUUGUGUUGAAGUAAUCAACCUUCACAAUCGUUAUAUUGCUUGUUCCUACGAAGCUCCGGGCACAAUACUAGCAGUAACUAGCUAUGCGGACAAAAUAGCCUUUGGUGGGACGGCUCCAGUGCUAAAUAUUGUUAGCUUUCAUGACCCAAAACAUGAGAAAUACAAAUCUGAAGAACACUCCGAAUACGAUUUUAAUAUUAAAGAUUUUACUUGGUUCGAUGAAAUUGAACACACUCAUAGCUCCGUUCGAGUGCCCGACCAUCAGUCCCAAAUUAAUACGGUUUCAGCAGUCAACCAGCCGUUAUCAAUGACAAGCCAACGA